UCGCCGAACAAGGCAAAGGCAGGGCAAGCAGUUCGAGGUGAGGCCGCCGAGCAAGGAAUCGGAAGCAGGGACGGGACGAGGAAAAACCCAACCACCAACCGACCAAGGGCGCCGAGCCGUCGAAGCUUCUGGGCCACGCCGCCACAAAAGGGGAAGGAAGACAAAGCCGUCGCCCCCGAUGCCUCCGCUCCCCACCUCACCCGCCGCCUCCCCUCUCCUCCUCGCCUCCCGCCUCGGCGCCCUCCACGGCCCCGCCCCCCUCCUCUUCCACCACCACCGCCGCGCCGGCGCCGGCGCUUCCUCAGUCCACUUCCUCGCGCCGCGCAGGAAGACCCGCCCGGGCCCGGCGAUGAGCUGGCUGGGUAAGCUGGGCCUGAGCGGGCUGGGCGGCAGCCCGCGCGCGUCGGAGGCGUCGGCGGCGCUGGCGCAGGGCCCCGACGAGGACCAGCCCGCGCCCGGCAACGAGUUCGCGCAGUUCGGCGCCGGCUGCUUCUGGGGCGUGGAGCUCGCGUUCCAGCGCGUCCCGGGGGUCACGCGCACGGAGGUGGGAUACAGCCAGGGGAACCUCCACGAGCCGACCUACGAGGACGUCUGCACCGGCGCCACCAACCACAACGAGGUCGUCCGCGUGCAGUACGACACCACCGCCUGCAAGUUCGACGACCUCCUCGACGUCUUCUGGGCGCGCCACGACCCCACGACGCCCAAUCGCCAGGGCAAUGACGUUGGAACCCAGUAUAGGUCAGGGAUCUACUACUACACCCCGGAGCAGGAGAAGGCGGCGAGAGAAUCCCUGGAGAAGCAGCAGAAGCUUCUGAAUCGGACGAUUGUUACCGAGAUCCUCCCCGCCAAGAGGUUCUACAGGGCAGAAGAGUACCACCAGCAGUACCUCGAGAAGGGAGGCCGCUUCGGGUUCAGGCAGUCUGCAGCCAAGGGCUGCAACGAUCCCAUCCGCUGCUACGGAUGAGCAAAUGGACCACUACGCUGCAUGGUUCGAAUCGUGCAUGAAUAAGGAUGCAUCAGAGCCAGAUGUUAUACAGCUUUUCCUAGCGUUGCUUUGCUACCAUUGAACGGCUGUAUACAUGGUACUUGCAACGAUUCGUGUGUCAGGUUUGAGAACAUAGUCCAUGUGAGUGCAAUGGAAGCUUAAGCAGAUCCUUGUUAAAUUUGUCAAAUUCUGUAAACGCAGAAACGAUGGAGGCCAGAGAUAUAUCGCAGCAAAAUGUCUGCCAGCA
Setaria italica (foxtail millet) is the source of this 1235-nucleotide messenger RNA. Its product is annotated as peptide methionine sulfoxide reductase A4, chloroplastic. Gene Ontology annotation, biological process: cellular response to oxidative stress. The coding region runs from base 179 to 967 and encodes 262 amino acids. The transcript is spliced from 2 exons. NCBI's taxonomy places the organism in Eukaryota, Viridiplantae, Streptophyta, Magnoliopsida, Poales, Poaceae. The record is from RefSeq and is a predicted model, not a curated record. Gene Ontology annotation, cellular component: cytoplasm. Gene Ontology annotation, molecular function: peptide-methionine (S)-S-oxide reductase activity.